AUGGCUUCGUCACCAUUCAACCUGGCCACUUGCGCCCGCCCUAAUAUCCUCGCAUUGCAGCCAUACCGAUGCGCCCGAGAUGACUACAAAGAUGAUGGGACGAAUGUGCUCCUCGACGCCAAUGAGAACGCCUUCGGGCCCGGUCUUGCGCUGAACAGCGAGGGCGCCUUGCAAGCCUCCCAGACCGGCGAUGCGACGGGCGCCUCCAAGCCCGAGAUCGACUUCCUGGGCUUGAACCGCUACCCCGAUCCUCACCAAAUUGAACUCAAGCAGCUAUUCUGCAACCUCCGAAACACCCACCACCACACCCCCAAAACCCUCCUCCCAGAGCACAUGUUCUGCGGCGUCGGAUCAGACGAGGCCAUCGACGCCCUCCUACGAUGCUUCUGCGUCCCAGGCAAAGACAAAAUCCUCACCUGCCCCCCAACCUACGGCAUGUACAGCGUCAGCGCGCAAGUGAACGAUGUGGAGAUUGUCAAGGUUCCCCUAGACGCCUCCAACAACUUCCACCUGCAACCCGAGAAAAUCCACCAAGCCCUCACAGCCGACCCAUCCAUCAAACUAGCCUACAUCUGCUCGCCCGGAAACCCAACUGCAAACCUCAUCCGCAAAGAAGACAUCCGCAAGGUCCUCGAGCACCCAACCUGGAACGGCGUGGUCGUCGUCGACGAGGCCUACAUCGAUUUCGCGCCCGAGGGCUCCAGCCUCGCGGAAUGGGUCACCGAAUGGCCGAAUCUGGUCGUCAUGCAAACCCUCAGCAAGGCUUUCGGUCUAGCAGGUAUCCGUCUCGGCGUCGCCUACACCAGUCCUGACAUCGCCCGUCUCCUUAAUAGCCUCAAGGCCCCUUACAAUAUCUCCAGCCCGACCAGCGCGCUUGCUUCUGCCGCCCUUACUGGCCCUAAUAUGGCUGUUAUGCGCCGCUACCGUGCGCAGAUCAUUGCCCAGCGCGACCGUUUGCUAAGCGCGUUACCUACCAUCCCGGGUGUGGGGAAGUUCCUCGGUGGGUAUGAUGCCAAUUUCUUGCUUGUGCAGAUUUUGAAUGCUGAGGGCCGACCGUGUAACGUGACCGCGCUCGCGGCUUACGAGGGUAUGGCGGAGAAACGUGGGGUUGUUGUACGAUUCCGGGGUAAGGAGCUUGGGUGUGAGGGAUGUUUGCGGAUUACGGUCGGUACUGAAGACGAGGUUUCGAAGUUUUUGCAGGAGUUGCGGGUCGUACUGGGGGGGGCUGCGUGCUGGGGGAGCCAUUGA
Messenger RNA from Penicillium antarcticum, 1248 nucleotides. RefSeq names its product histidinol-phosphate transaminase. Bases 1 to 1248 code for a protein of 415 amino acids. Gene Ontology annotation, molecular function: L-histidinol-phosphate:2-oxoglutarate transaminase activity; pyridoxal phosphate binding. NCBI's taxonomy places the organism in Eukaryota, Fungi, Ascomycota, Eurotiomycetes, Eurotiales, Aspergillaceae. The transcript is spliced from 3 exons. The record is from RefSeq and is a predicted model, not a curated record. Gene Ontology annotation, biological process: L-histidine biosynthetic process.